UAGAAUUUUCAUAAAUUAUAAUAUGUAAAAUGUAAUUUCGUCUACAUUUUAUUUUACUGAAGGGAAAAGGAAAAAAACAGGAAAAUAUUCUUGGCUUCGGGGUUGGAGCUUUGCCCCAUAGGAAGACCAACCUUGCAAAGCACUAGCUUUCUUUAUAUUAUUUCUUUAAGAAUUAAAUUCUUUUCUGUUUCUUAGUACUAAUUCAUGCCCUUUUAGUUUUUUUUACCCAAAAUUUAAGCAAUUGUAGCUCUUGUAAGUAUAAAUUUUUUUAAACAGGUUAAAAAAAAUAUAAUCACUUCUAUAUCUUUUUCUUUCCCCCUUUCACAUUUAGCAAAUAGUCUUAAGAGUCAGCGUUAUCAAUUAUAAAUAAGCAUACACAAGGUUUGCAUUCUUCAAAGGAGAAGGUGUGAAUUCAGGGCCGCCAUUCGUACAAGCUUUGAGGUCGGUGUAGGGCUCUGAAUAUAACUUUUCUACAAAGUUAUGUUCUAGCAUUUUGAAGGGUGUCAAUUUAUUAACAGUUAUAUCAAUAAGCAAAAGUCAAAAGUUUCUCAUUCUAUAUAUCCCCGCCGAAAAUAAAUUAUUCUAGAUUUCAUGCAUAUUCAAUGAAUUCGGCUCAAUAAAGAGUGUCUAUAUAGCUAGCUAGCUCUUUGGCCAGGAAAAUUUAUAGGCAAAAAUGGAAAAAACCAAACGGUGCAAUACACAACAUUCAGUAACAAAACCGCAGUCAAAAUGCAAAUGUUUUGUCCCAACAGGCGGGCAGUCAGGUGACAACCAAGAACGGCAUCAUCGGUUUACACAAUUUGUUAAAAUUUUUGCUGAGAGGUUCAAGAAUAAGCUCUCAAGCAGUGGUGAAAGCACAAAUGUUUCCUCAAUGAAUGUUAAGCCAUCUGGGACAGGUUCUGCAGAGACACACCCAAGGAAGAGGGCACUUCUUUGUGGGGUUACUUAUAAGAAUAAGAAAUACAAGCUCAAGGGAACUGUUAAUGAUGUGAAGUCCAUGAGAAAAUUUUUGAUUGAUAAAUAUGGUUAUCCCGAAGAAUGCAUUCGCGUCCUCACAGAAGAAGAAGAAGAAAAUUUUAGUCCAACGAAGAAAAACAUACAAGAAUCUUUGAAAUGGCUUGUGGAGGGUUCAGAAUCUGGAGACUCAUUGGUGUUCUACUUCUCUGGACAUGGCUUACGGCAACCUGAUUUCAAUGACGAGGAGCGUGAUGGGUUCGAUGAAACUAUUUGUCCUGUUGAUUUUAUGCAAGAGGGCAUGAUUCUUGAUAAUGAUAUAAAUUCCACCAUUGUUUGGCCACUCAAGGAGGGUGUCACACUUCAUGCAAUCGUCGAUGCUUGUCAUAGUGGAACUAUUCUUGAUUUGGAACACGUAUACAACCGAGAAAGAAAUGAAUGGGAAGAUAACAGCGCUCCGUCAAAAGCUAGAAAAAGUACAAGCGGUGGAAUUGCAAUUUGUCUCAGUGCUUGUGAAGAUGAUAAAAUGGCUGCCGAUACCACUGCUUUCACGGGAAAAGCAAUGGCUGGUGCAAUGACUUACCUUAUGAUCGAAACGGUCAGGAACAAUACCGAAGUAACAUACGGACUCCUACUGGAUAAAAUGCAUGAGAUGGUUGAACAGUUUAACAAUAAAUCAUGCCUCGGAAAGUUCUUACCAAGAGUUUUAUAUCACAGAAAAAUACAGAAUGCUCUGCUAUCAUCUUCGGAAACGUUUAAUGUUUACGAGAAGAAAUUUCUGCUGUAAAUCCUAUGUGAUGGAAGGGUGUAAAUCACGAAGAAAUCUCUGCUGAAAAUCCUGUGCAGAGAGGGAAGUGAGAAUCAAAACAAGCUGUAAUUGUUAAGACGAGUGUUCUUUCUAAUAAGUACAAUGAAUAUAUUUUGAAAAUUAA
Quercus lobata is the source of this 1886-nucleotide messenger RNA. RefSeq names its product metacaspase-3-like. The transcript is spliced from 5 exons. Lineage: Eukaryota; Viridiplantae; Streptophyta; Magnoliopsida; Fagales; Fagaceae. The coding region runs from base 674 to 1741 and encodes 355 amino acids. The record is from RefSeq and is a predicted model, not a curated record. Gene Ontology annotation, biological process: proteolysis. Gene Ontology annotation, cellular component: cytoplasm. Gene Ontology annotation, molecular function: cysteine-type endopeptidase activity.